Effrenium voratum is the source of this 420-nucleotide messenger RNA. The record is from the annotation of a GenBank genome assembly. Lineage: Eukaryota; Dinophyceae; Suessiales; Symbiodiniaceae.
AUGUCACGUGACACCUUGCAUUCGGACUUAGUGCACGACGGCUGUGAGGAGCUCAUCUUCGACCGCCGCGAGAAGGGCAUAUGGCUGAACAAGGACCUGGGCCACUGGUCCCUUCCCGGCAUCGUGCGCUGGCGCUACGCCGGUGCUGCCAAGCUGUUGGGCGAAACGCCGCAGGCAGCUGCGGACCAGCUGAGGACGUGGGCAGCAAGCAAGGAUGCUGGUCACUUCGAUGUCGGAACUUAUCAUAUCUUCGACCACAACUGCAAUCACUUCACAGCUGCCCUUCUUGGCAAAGCGGGCUUCAACUCGCAGAAGGUCCUUGGCUGCGGGCCCUUCCACAGCAACGACACACCGUGCCUUGCGCCGGAGAAUGCCAACCUCAGCCCAGAAGGUGUCCAGCGAAUGGCGAAGUUCCUGUGA